Tarenaya hassleriana is the source of this 2462-nucleotide messenger RNA. RefSeq names its product trihelix transcription factor GT-2. The transcript has 2 exons. The coding region runs from base 172 to 1968 and encodes 598 amino acids. NCBI's taxonomy places the organism in Eukaryota, Viridiplantae, Streptophyta, Magnoliopsida, Brassicales, Cleomaceae. The record is from RefSeq and is a predicted model, not a curated record.
CCUGUUUCCCACUCUUCUUCCUCCUGUAAUCUCCCUCUCUCUCUCUCUCUCUCUCUCUCUCUCUCUCUUCCAUUUUUUUUAAUUUCGUUCCCUUUCUGUAACUUCCUCCAUCAAAGAGAGGAAAAAAAAACAAAAACAAAGAGAUAAUUAAAUAAAUAAAUAACCCUAAUAAUGAUGCAGCUUGGUGGUACUACCACCACCGCAGCCGCGACGCCACAAACCAGUGACGCGGCGGCGCCCGAGACUGCGCCCGCGGCUGACGCUGAGGCUGUGGGGCCUUUGGAAGCGUCGGAGGAGAUGAGCGACCGCGGUUUCGGAGGGAAUCGGUGGCCGCGUCAGGAAACGCUAGCGUUAUUGAAAAUACGAUCUGACAUGGAUACCGCGUUCCGAGACGCCAGCGUCAAAGGUCCUUUAUGGGAUGAGGUUUCCAGGAAAAUGUCAGAGCUUGGAUACAGCAGAAGCUCUAAGAAAUGCAAAGAAAAAUUCGAGAACGUAUUCAAAUACCACAAACGUACCAAAGAAGGCCGUACGGGGAAAUCCGAAGGCAAAACCUAUCGUUUUUUUGACCAAUUAGAAGCUCUCGAGAAUCAAUCCUCGUCCAUGGUCCACCACCAUCAACCCCAAACGCAAACGCAGAUGCCGCCGCGACACCAUCAACACAACAACAACAACAACUCGAUCGUAUUCUCGGCAACGCUGACGCAACCGGCGGCUGCAAACGCGGAAAAUCCUCCACCCGGCGUCGCGUUAACGACUGUUACAUCGGCAAUGCCACUUCCCAACACUGCCGUCGCGUUUACUCAGCCGCCAGUGCCUACGUCUUUGAACCCGACGUUCCAUGGCGGUUCCGGUGAUUUUCUGUCGGAUUCGACGUAUUCGUCAUCGUCCACCUCGACAUCUUCGGACGUGGAGAUUGGCGGAGGUACGAGGAAGAAGAGGAAGAGGAAAUGGAAGGAUUUCUUCGAGAGGCUUAUGAAACAGGUCGUAGAGAAGCAAGAGGAGCUUCAAAGACGGUUCUUGGAAGCCGUGGAAAAGCGCGAGCGCGAAAGGAUGGUUAGGGAAGAAGCUUGGAGAAUGCAGGAGAUGGCGAGAAUCAAUCGCGAACGCGAGAUUCUUGCUCAAGAACGAUCCAUGGCCGCGGCCAAAGACGCAGCUGUCAUGAAAUUCCUGCAGAAGCUAUCAGAAAACACUAACGUAAGCCAGUCCAUACAGUUACCGCCACAACCACAACCACAACAGCCACCGCCGCAAACGCAAACGCAGACGCCGCAGCCUCAACCACAGCCGCAAACGCAGCUAGCGGUGACCGCAAGGGCGAUAGACAUGACGAAAACGGACAAUGGGGAUCAGAAUUUCACGCCGGCGAGCUCGUCGAGGUGGCCGAAGGUGGAGAUCGAAGCACUGAUCAAGCUGAGAACGAAUCUUGACUCGAAAUAUCAAGAGAACGGACCAAAGGGUCCACUGUGGGAAGAAAUCUCAGCCGGAAUGCGAAGGCUAGGGUUCAACAGGAGCUCGAAGAGAUGCAAGGAGAAGUGGGAGAACAUAAACAAGUAUUUCAAGAAAGUGAAGGAGAGCAACAAGAAACGGCCCGAGGAUUCAAAGACUUGCCCUUAUUUUCACCAGCUCGACGCGUUGUACAGAGAGAGGAACAAGUUCAACUUUGCAGAUUACAACGUGGCCUCGACAUCGUCCACGUCCACGUCCACAGGGCAGAUGAAGGCCGAGAACGCUGUCCCGCUAAUGGUUCAGCCCGAGCAGCAAUGGCCUCCCGCCCCGCAAACGCAAACACAUACGGAGGAUGUGGAACAAGGUGAGAACUCUCGAAGGAACCGAGAUGAAGACGAGGAGGACAGGGGAGGAGAAUUCGAAGGCGAGGAGGAGGAGGACGACGAGGAUGACGACGACGACGGAGAUGGAGGUGAGUUUGAGAUUGUGCCAAAUAAUAAUAACAAAGGAAAUGUCGAUUAGGACAAGUGGGUGAGAGGACACACAUGUUGUCGAAAGGUGACAUUGUGUUAAGGUUCGGGUAAGAAAAUUUUAACCCGCACCGUGAAAAAAAAAAUAAAAAAAUAAAAAACUUUUUCGAAGUUUUGAUAUACAAUACAUUGGAGGGGGUGGUUCUUUGGGGUUUUUUUUCAGCUUUUUUUGUUUAAUUUUAAGUUAUACUCUAGGUGGAAGUAAAACGUUUGAUAAAUUCUAGUUUUUUUUUUGUAAUUUAAUUAUUUUUUUCAAAAUGAAUAAAAUAUAUUGAGGGGGGGACAAGGUGGGGUUUCCUUAGAAAUAAAAAGAAUAAUGAAGAGAUAGGCGUUGUAAGUUUUUCGUUUUUUUUUAAAAAAAAAAAAAUUCGAGGGUCCAAUGUUGGCGACGGUGUAAAUUUGAAUAAUUUGUUAUUGUUUCACUUUAAUGUUAUUCUCUAUUAUUAACUGUAUUCAAUAUAUUUGUAUAGAUAAUAUUUCGUUGGA